UCUAACUUCACUUCACGUAGAGCCUUCUAAAAAUAUAAACACAACACAUACACCCUUCAUUCAAUCGGCAAAAUUUUCUCUUUCGGCAGCACACAGAAAACUGUUGUAAAUUAACGUAUCUGUACCGUGUUCUUCUGCUGGGUUUUUGUUUCUCAGUGUCUAGACUACCAAUUUCCCGGUUUUCCUCCAGACCGUAUCUUUCGCAAAUAAGCCCAACGAAGACGUUAACAGAAAAAGGAAAAUUAAAGAAGAUUACAUCUCCGAUAACGAUUACAAAAAUCUCCAAAAGCCCAAAAAUCUAGAGCCGCCAUCCAGUGAUCAGCACCUAAAACGAAUUCUUAUCGAGGAACGCUUUUGGGAACAUAUUGGAUAGCAAAUUAAUAUCCCGGCAAGAGGUAAGCAAUGGAAGAUUUGCAUCUUAAGCUCGGCGAUUUGCCCCAGCAGGCGCUAGCCGCCCGGCACAGUUUAAUUCUGGGCCAGAAAUUGGGUUCUGCAAUUGGAUUACAGCAAGCGUCGCAUCAUCACUUAAAUCAUCAGCUCAAUCAGCUAAAUCAGCUCAAUCAGCUGAGCCAGUUAAAUCACUUAAGUCAAUUGAACCAGCAGCUGCAGCAUCAACUUCAACAACAACUAAAUCUGAAUCGCCUCUCAUCGGGCCUUAAUCUCAAUUUGGGUUUAAGCCAAAAGUUAACUGGUGAUCAUCAUCAUCAUUGUCAGAUGCAGCAGCAACGUCCACUUCACCACCAAAUACAAAUGGGCCUGGGUCUGGAUCUUGAUCUGGAUCUAGCAGUCAAUUUGGAUCUCAACUUAGAGGGUAGCAGUAUGAACAGCACUAGCAGUAGCACCGGCAGCACCAGCAGCACCAGCACCACGAGCAGCGAUCAUGGAUCUGGAAUUGGUCUUGGUGGCCGAAGAUGGACCACCCAAGCCCAAGUUCACUCGGCCCAUGACCCUGUCCAGGAUAACAAUGGUGAUUCGCUAAAUGUGAAGGGUCGUCCGAGCUGCUUAACGCUGGGUCACGAUGAUGGAGAAAUGGAGAAGGAUGCGCUUUGGUUUUGCAAAUCUCCGUCAACGGAUAAGCCCUCUGCUUCCAUCUAUUUGACGGCGGCCAAAUCAACGUUAAAUGCCAAUGCCACUGCUUAUACCAUGCCCACCACUGAAGGACGAGGACUCAUGCCGAAAACCUCGCAGAUUUCUGGUGAUUUUAAGCUCAAUGUCGAGGCGCCUGUAUUCAAACCCGCUGGCUUGCUGGCUCUACCGACGACCUCAGUACUGCCGGCAGCACCACUAAAUCCGCUCAACCCUUCAACACCACAGCUUUCGGAGCAGGGAUUGCAGCUUUAUGGCUGCACCUCCCGGCAAAGUAUCCGUUGGCGCAAAGAGCCUUUGCCGGAUCUAUUUAGAGCCGUUCUCUCACUGAUGCGCGAACUCUUACGAUCCGUAAGCUAUCCGGAGAUUAUAAAUACCCUGGCAGUGAGACUCCAAAGGCCGGAGGUGGAGUUGAAGCGCCAUUUGCCGCAUACAUUGCACACAGCCGUCAUUAAUGGUUAUCUGAAGAAGGAUGGCAAUCGGUAUACACUCAUGUCCGAAACUGAUCAGAUGGAGAUCAUGCGGCGCAAUCAGGUGGCCGCCAAACGCGCCAAGGAGCUGGAGAAGGAGCCAUUAUCCUGGCGCAAGCGAUAGUUCCUCACUAUAUAUAUAAUAUAUAUAUAGUAUAUAUAUAGGGUAUUGUUGGAAGCUCUAUACGGUUGCGAAAUGUGCGCCCGCAACCGUGAUACAUACAUUUCUACAACCGCACAUCCUGCAUCCUGCAAUCUGCAUCCUGGAUCCCACAUACCGUAUCCUACCACUUCAACAUUUCAUAUGCUUUGGCUUCAUACCUUUUAUAUUUGAGCUAGCACAGCACUCGCGGCUGUGAGAGACUGUAGUCCUAUGAGUUGCACACACCCCAGAGCCCUGAGUCCUGUGCCGCAAAGACGAGCCCUGCAAAUAAUGGUUUUACUGUAAGUGAACUAUGUUCCGCGGACCAGUGAUCCGUGCGAUCCUCGAUGCGUGAUCCGCAAUCCUCAGAUCCACGAUCCACUGUCCGCAAAUGAAGUCACGAUGACAUAUACGUAUAUAUAUAUUCAAUUUUGUAUAUAUAUGUAAAUAUAUAUAUAAAAACCCAAUGGGGCCGGCCAUUUGUCGAGCUGCUGCCUCCAAAGGAUGUUUCGUUGCCUGCUGUUCCCUUUGGUGUUCUAACAACCACACACAAUCGAGUUGUCCUGGUUCAGCGCUUUAUAUUUGCAAGCUAUUCAAGUAAAUAAAAUUGUA
Drosophila gunungcola (fruit fly) is the source of this 2310-nucleotide messenger RNA. RefSeq lists its product as uncharacterized. Lineage: Eukaryota; Metazoa; Arthropoda; Insecta; Diptera; Drosophilidae. The record is from RefSeq and is a predicted model, not a curated record. The transcript has a single exon. The coding region runs from base 403 to 1680 and encodes 425 amino acids.